Messenger RNA from Miscanthus lutarioriparius, 1164 nucleotides. The record is from the annotation of a GenBank genome assembly. Lineage: Eukaryota; Viridiplantae; Streptophyta; Magnoliopsida; Poales; Poaceae.
AUGGACGGCAGAUUCUCACUCCAGUGCCAAAUCCAACGGAUGAGCGUCCCAAUCGGGCCCUAUAAGCAAGGACACAAAACCACGGCGCCGGGAAGCCCCGAGCCCCGCGCCGCCUCCCCCGCUUGUCCUAAACCUCUAAACCCUAGAGCGGCGGCGGCGAUGGCCCCCAAGCGCUCGGCUCCACCUCCGCCCCCGGUUGCCUCCUCCGAGGAGACCGCCUCUGGUUCGGGCUCCGAGGAGGAGGAGGAGGACGACGACGACGAGGAGGAGGAGGAGAUCGCCCACUCACCGCCUCCGGCCGCUCCCAAGAGCAUUGCUCCGUCGCGGCCGAAGGACCAGGAAUCCGAAGCGUCCGAUGAGGAUGAAGAUGGUGAGGAGGAAGAGGAGGACGAAGAAGAAGAGGACGAGAAGGCCAACCACGUGAUCCCUUCUUCCGCCACCAAGAACCCGCCUCCGCCGCCGCCGACUCGCGAGGAAUCCGAGACUUCCGACGAAGAAGAGGAGGAGGAGGAGGAGGAGGCGGACGACGAGAUGCCGCAGACGAAGCUCGCUCCAAAUCAAGAGAUGGAGGCUAAGGGCGCAAAGCGGUCGGGCGCGCCGUUCCAGCGCACCUGGUCGACUGACGACGAGUUCCGCAUCCUGGAGGCCCUCGCUGCGCACCGCCUGGAGCACGGCUCGCUGCCUCAAAUAGACGUGCUGGCCAACGCCCUCGCUGGCAAGCUCGACAACAGUGGCUGCAGCCUCUCCGAGCUCAAGAGGAAGGUGAAGAGCUUGCAGAGCCGGAACACCAAAGCGGUCAAGAAGGGCGCGCUGCCGAGCAAGGAUCACGACCGCCGUCUCUUCGACCUCUUCAAGAACGUCUGGCCUUCCGUUACCAAGGCGGCUACCAAGGCAGCGCCUACCAAGGCGGCGGCUAACAGUGGUGCUGGGAGGGAGCCUGACGAGAUGUGCGAGCUGUACCCAUACCUUGCGGAGGAGGUGAAGGCGCUUCAGAAGGCACACCCGGGCUUGUUCAAGCGGGAGUUUGCGAUGAUCGACGAUAGCAAGGCCCGUGCACUGGACGAGAAGAUCAAGAGGCAGAGGCAUGCACAGAUGAAACUGCAUCUGCGCCGCCACGACCUGACCAAGGUAGUGACCAAGACGCUCAUGGACCUGGCUAAGUGA